Molecule: messenger RNA, 171 nt
Organism: Trichomonas vaginalis G3
Lineage: Eukaryota; Parabasalia; Trichomonadida; Trichomonadidae
Product: prismane/CO dehydrogenase family
Exons: 1
Coding region: 1-171 (56 amino acids)
Molecular function (GO): oxidoreductase activity
Source: RefSeq, a predicted model, not a curated record
AUGAUCCUUUGCGGUCUCAAAGGUAUGGCUGCUUAUGCACACCAUGCUUCUAUGAUCUGCAAGCAUGACAAAGAAAUCUACAACUACGAAGUCAAGGCUUUAGCUCAGAUCUCCAAGAAAGAAGACACCAACAAGUUUACUGAACUCUGUUUAGAAACAGACAGAUACUAG